Messenger RNA from Patiria miniata (bat star), 1965 nucleotides. RefSeq names its product E3 ubiquitin-protein ligase TRIM50-like. The coding region runs from base 1 to 1746 and encodes 581 amino acids. Lineage: Eukaryota; Metazoa; Echinodermata; Asteroidea; Valvatida; Asterinidae. The transcript is spliced from 2 exons. Gene Ontology annotation, cellular component: chromatin; nucleoplasm. Gene Ontology annotation, biological process: positive regulation of DNA-templated transcription. The record is from RefSeq and is a predicted model, not a curated record. Gene Ontology annotation, molecular function: zinc ion binding; ubiquitin-protein transferase activity.
AUGGCUACGGCUCUAAAAAAGAUAAGUCCCCAUCUCGAGUGUGAUAUUUGUCAGGAGAAAUACAAACGGCCCAAGGUGCUCGACUGCCAGCACAGUUUCUGCGAGACAUGUCUGGAGCAAUACUACAAUGCUAGGUAUGAAGGUCAACGUAAGAUUCCCUGUCCUGUAUGUCGACGGGAGACGGUACUUCCAGAGACACGCAUUCAUGGCCUGAAAACAAAUUUCCAUUUGAUGGGAAUAGUUGAGGAGGUCUCACUCCAAGAAAAGGUGGCUCGUUCAGUGGAACAAACAUCAUCAGAUCAGUCUAAAUGCCAGAAACACAAGGGUGAAGUAAAAUGGUUUUACUGUGAGACAUGUGAAGAGUUAAUCUGCCGAGCUUGUACUGUAGUAGACCACCGUGAACCAAAACAUCACUACAUUGAGUCUGGAGAGGCUACUCGCAAAUACAAACAGUCACUGACAGAUAUGUUUCCAGAUUUCACCACAGACAUUAAAAGACUUGAACAAUCUUUGGCCACUUCAUCACAAGCUAAGCAGAAGUUUACACAGAAUGUCACAAAGACUGUGAAAGCUGUGAAAGACAAAGCAGAUAAAAUGAGAGCUGAGAUAACAACUCAAGAGACAGAGAUGAUUGAAGAAAUCAAACUACUCCAGCAGGAUCGCAACAGAACAUAUGAUGAGCAUCAAAAAGCAGUCACAAUGAUGCUACAAAGUAAAGAACAUUCCUUCCGUACAGCUCAGGAUGUCAUAAACACUGCCUCAGACACUGAUUUUCUUUCCUUGUACCCUAUCAUCAGCAAAGACUUGAAAUCACUCAAUAGUCAAAAUCCUCUCCAGACUGAUCCCAAGCUUUCAUAUGUUAGUUUCACCCCGGGUCAGAGGAUUGGUGACAUCAAUCUGGGCAAGCUUGAGGUGGAAGCAGUCGAGUGGAAGAUGUGUCAUACGUUUUGUAAAGCUAAAAAGGGACUUCGUCUAGUAAAAGAGUUCCAUAGGGCUUUUGAUGUUACUGCUGCUCAACCUGGUGAGAUUGCUGUGGCAGACUAUGGGAACAACCGAGUGGUCAUCUGCAGCAAUGAGGGACAACAUAGAGGAACCAUUCCCCUAACAUCAGAUCCAUGGGCAGUUGCAGCCAUCCACAGCUCUGAGCAACGCUUGCUUGUGUUGGAUGGAAGCAAGUAUGUCAAGGUGUUCAACAUGAAGGACAACAAUCUUGUUGUGCAGUUCCCAACGUUGCCUAAGAAUCUGGUUGACGAGACACAAGUGGACCUAUGGAGCCUAGCAGUAAAAAAGAAUAGUACAAUCUUAGUGGGUGAUACCAAGAGAAUGGUAUGGACUGAACACAGACCCACUGAUGGUGGGAUCGUACACACCAUACCAGUGCAGACUCCACCUUGCUACCUGGCUGUUGAUGACGGCACUGAUAGAGUUGUUAUCAGUGGAGGUGACACAAAGAAAGUGGAUGUUGCUGAUAGCAAAGGUUCAACAAUCUGCACCAUCCAUCCAGCCAUUAAUGGUAAGCCAGUGUGGUGUCGUGGUGUAUGCUGUGACAGCUCAGGCAUCUACCUUGCAAUGUACAUGUACCAAGUUGUGCCUGGCACUGGUCAUAUUCACCACUAUGACCUAGAUGGCAGGUUUCUUGAUUGCCUGGCUCAGGGUCUGCAUGACCCACGUGGAAUAACAUUCACAUCAGAGGGCCAGCUGGCAGUGGCUGACAUGCACUCAAUAAAGCUGUAUAACAAGGUUUGAUGUCAUCCAACAUGACAUUGACUAGCAAUCAUCAUCAUGAAAUUGUCCAGUCAUUACAGCACCAAUCAACAUUCAUGUCCCAUUCAUUCCAAAUCUCUCCUCAAAAAUCCAAAACACAAACUGCCGAUCCCUCUGAUGUGAACCAUUUUACCGUACAAAUUCUUAAAUAAAUAGUGCAUCAAUUAUAUCAGCCGUGUAAUUCUCAAAUUUCGUAUUCCU